This is a messenger RNA of Dioscorea cayenensis subsp. rotundata (Guinea yam), 1353 nucleotides long. Its product is annotated as protein FAR1-RELATED SEQUENCE 5-like. NCBI's taxonomy places the organism in Eukaryota, Viridiplantae, Streptophyta, Magnoliopsida, Dioscoreales, Dioscoreaceae. The record is from RefSeq and is a predicted model, not a curated record. The transcript has 4 exons. The coding region runs from base 1 to 1353 and encodes 450 amino acids. Gene Ontology annotation, molecular function: zinc ion binding. Gene Ontology annotation, biological process: regulation of DNA-templated transcription.
AUGGAACCGAAUGGCUUAGAUCUUUUACUCUCUAUUAAUCCUAUUGAUGUUGUUGGAAGCUCGGUGGUGGCAAACUCGGUACCACAAAUCUUGGUAGAGGAAAGUUAUGCAGUGGAAAGUUUGAAGGAUGGGAGCUUAAAAAUGAAAAGCUCUGUAGUAGGAAGCUUUGAUUGGGAAUAUCAUUCGGAGGAAAAUAUGAUAGAACUUGAUGAAGGAGAUGAAAAUGUGAACCAAUGUAUCUAUGACAUGGAGAAGGAGAAGCAUGUUAUAUAUGACUAUGAAGAUGAAGCAUCUUUUCUUGAAGCAUGGGAAAAUUUACUUGAAAAAUUUAACUUAAGAGAGAACCCAUGGCUUUUGAAAUUAUUUGGAGAAAGGAAAAAAUGGGCUAUGGUAUAUGGUCGGCAUAUUUUUUGUGGAAACAUGAUGAGCACUCAAAGAAGUGAGAGCUUUAAUAGUCUAUUGAGGAAUUACUUAACAUCAAAACUCGGGGUAGCAAGAUUUUUUGAACAAUUUGAGAGAGUUCUUGAAGAUAGGCGGUAUGCAGAACUUCAAGAAGAUUACAAGAUGAUGGAUCAAUCAAUAUCAUCAAAGGAGUUGUGCCCGAUCUUGAGACAAAUGGUGCAAUUGUAUACUCCUAAUAUUUUCCAAAAGUUGAAGGAAGAACACAAUAAGAUUCUUUAUGUGAUGGUUGAAUUAUUAAGUGAAAGAAAUCAUUCGAAGACCUACAAGGCUAUCCAUGUUGAUGCUCCUCAUCAUGCUAGUGUAGUGACAUUUGAUUCCUCAAAUGAGACAAUUGAGUGUAGUUGUAAAAAAUUUGACUUUUCAGGGAUUCCUUGUAUGCACAUGUUGCGUGUCUUGGAUGUAAAUCAGAAAUUUGUGCUUCCUAGUAAGUAUAUAUUGAAAAGAUGGACUAGGAAAGCACGAGAUAUUGAUACUUGUAUUUUUGUCUCUACCAUGGCGGAAGAGGAUCCUAUUGUGGCAAAAAGCAAGAGAUACAUGGAUAUGUGCCAUCGUUAUCAAAAAUUAAUUUCAGAAGCAUCUAAAUGUGAAGAAGCUUAUAAAGAGGUGGUGCGUCAUUAUUUUGUGCUUGAUGCGAAGGUGAAGGAUAUUGUGAAGAUGUCUCACUCAGGAAGGGAAGAUUGUCUAUCAACAGAUGAUGUAUAUAAUCAUAAUUUAACUUGUGACUACUCUGAUGCUAGAGGAUUAGCUAUAAGGCAUAAGCCAAGUCGUGGAGGUCGUAGCACUAAAAGAAUCAAAGGUAUUGGUAGCAAUUAUCCUAAAGAAUUGUCCUUAAGUAAUCUUGCUGAUGAAGAUGUACUUUUGAAAGAAUCAUUUUGUCCUUUGAUUUUUUAA